Messenger RNA from Botrytis byssoidea, 519 nucleotides. RefSeq lists its product as uncharacterized. The record is from RefSeq and is a predicted model, not a curated record. The transcript is spliced from 3 exons. NCBI's taxonomy places the organism in Eukaryota, Fungi, Ascomycota, Leotiomycetes, Helotiales, Sclerotiniaceae. The coding region runs from base 1 to 519 and encodes 172 amino acids.
AUGAGUGAGCAGACAUCACCUCCACCGCCUGACUGGCCCAAGAGACCAAUUCUUGAUUACACGAAAGAUGACGAUCGCGUCUCCAUCUGCUUUGAAAAUGGACCUUCAGAAGCACCAAACAGCAAAAUUUACCAUGUCCCACGGCUGCGCCUGGCCUACCAUUUCCCACGCUUUCGUAAGCUUUUCGAUGAAGAUGUCAGCUCGCGUGGAUUCGGUUUCUGCGAGAUCUCCAAUUUUUGGAGGAAUAAGCCUGACAUUUUCGGUCAUAUAGUACAAUACGUGAAUACUGGAUCGAUCAUUAUCUCAACUCAUGUUGUCCACAAUACAUUACUCUCUGCUUGCAACGAGUGCUCAUUGUCCUCCAUCGAAAAACGCUACAAAGCCGGUCUGAGUCUUUCAACCCUUGCGCACAUAUGGUACCUUGUAGAUUUUCUCUUGAUGCCACAUUGCCAGAAUGUUACUAUUGAUCAUAUAUACCGACUUCUCCCAUAUCACAGCUCAUACUUACAAAGAUCCUGA